Molecule: messenger RNA, 390 nt
Organism: Wickerhamiella sorbophila
Lineage: Eukaryota; Fungi; Ascomycota; Dipodascomycetes; Dipodascales; Trichomonascaceae
Product: Cytochrome b-c1 complex subunit 7
Exons: 1
Coding region: 1-390 (129 amino acids)
Biological process (GO): mitochondrial electron transport, ubiquinol to cytochrome c
Source: RefSeq, a predicted model, not a curated record
AUGUCGACAUAUACUCAGUUGGAGGCCAUCUCCAAGUUCAUUUUGUCCAAGCCCAUGCUCAAGAGCGUGUUUGUUCCGGCUUCGCGUGUCUUUGUGAACCUCGGCGGCUACCGCAAGAUGGGCCUCAAGACCCAGGACCUGUUCUGGGAGGAGAACGAGGUCAUGCAGACCGCCCUCCGUCGUCUGCCCGCCGAGGACUCUUACAAGCGUGUUUACCGCAUUGCAACCGCUUUCCAGGCCUCGCUCACCCAGCAGCUUUUGCCCAAGGACCAGUGGAUCAAGCCUGAGGAGGACACUGACUACCUCAUCCCCUACUUGCUCGAGGCCGAGGCCCAGAUUAAGGAGCGCGAGGAGCUCGACAACAUUGUCGUCAAGCCUCGUUCUCUGUAA